Messenger RNA from Capsicum annuum, 1191 nucleotides. RefSeq lists its product as uncharacterized. The coding region runs from base 1 to 1191 and encodes 396 amino acids. The transcript has 3 exons. The record is from RefSeq and is a predicted model, not a curated record. NCBI's taxonomy places the organism in Eukaryota, Viridiplantae, Streptophyta, Magnoliopsida, Solanales, Solanaceae.
AUGGGUUAUUCUGAUACUCAGAAAGGCUACUUAUUAUAUGAUCAUACUAAUAAAGUGUUUUUUGUUAAUAGGGAUGUAAAUUUUAGAGAAGAUGUAUUCCCUUUUAAAGUCCUGGUGCAUGACUCCCAACAUUCAACUGCUACCAAACUCAAUGAGACUUUAGUCAACUGGUCAAACAUAGAGGUGCAAAACAUACAAAUCUCUCAGGAUUCAGCACCAAAUGAGAACACUAAUGAUCACAUAAUGCAAGAGCAGGUGCCACAGGAUAAUCAGAUUCAAACUCCAAACACAUCUCAACCACAGGCUGAAAAUCAGGAACAAGCUGUGAUCAGAAGGACCAACAGAAACAAAAAAACUCCACUAUGGAUCAAGGACUUUAUUUCUCUAAACAUUCAUCAGAAAGAACCUUAUGCUAUAGGGAAAUAUUUGACCUAUGAUGCAUUGUCUCCAAAGUACCAGGCAUAUAUUGCAAAGUCAUCUACAACUACAGAACUAGCUACUUACAGUGAAGUUAAGAAAGAUGCAAGAUGGAUAGCAGCAAUGAAGAAGGAGAUUACAACACUAGAAAAAAACAAAACUUGGGAGAUCACUAGCUUACCUGAAGGUAGACUACAGCAAACCUUUAAAUUGAAAGACCUGAGUGAACUCAAAUUCUUCUUAAGGAUUGAAUUUGCAAGAUUAAAGGAAGGUGUUCUGAUGCAUCAGAGAAAAUAUGCAUUAGAACUUGUGUCUGAGCUGGGACUUGGAGCUAUGAAACCUUUCACUACACCUAUUGAUACAAACAUCAAACUGACUACUAAAGAAUAUGUUGAUCAUGUCCAUAAAAGAGAGCAUGUAAUCGAUGAUCCACCAGCUUAUCAGAGACUCAUAGGAAAAUUAUUGUAUCUUACAAUGACCAGGCCUGAUAUUGCCUACAGUGUCCAAACUCUUAGUCAGUUUCUACAGCAACCAAAAAAGUCUCACAUGGAUGUAGUUAUCAGAAUAGUUAAGCACAUCAAAAUGAAACUUGGACAAGGAGUGCUAAUGUACUUUGUGAAGUUUGGAGAAUCUAUUCUCUCCUGGAAAUCUAAGAAGCAGAACACUAUUUCUAGGAGCUUAGCUGAAGCAGAAUGCAGAAGCUUUGCUGCAACUGUGGCUGAACUUGUCUUGUUACUUGGACUAUUGAAGGAGAUUGGGAUUAACACUACAUAA